This is a messenger RNA of Brassica napus (rape), 1472 nucleotides long. RefSeq lists its product as uncharacterized. Lineage: Eukaryota; Viridiplantae; Streptophyta; Magnoliopsida; Brassicales; Brassicaceae. The transcript has a single exon. Gene Ontology annotation, cellular component: membrane. The record is from RefSeq and is a predicted model, not a curated record. The coding region runs from base 301 to 1224 and encodes 307 amino acids.
GCUGUCUAGUUCUUGUGAACAAAUGUGACUGACGACAACACUCUUUGUCCUUUUGCCUCUCUCUCCUUUCUCUCUCCUCCACCAGCAAACCAUUACUCCUCUCUCUCCUCCGUGACUCCGUCCUCCAUCGCUGCAAUCCCUCAUUCCUCGAUUCAAUGCUUCCCUUUCCGCUCAAAGUUCCAAUCUUUACUUGAAACCCAACCACAAAGUUCCAAUCUUUACCAUUCCUGAAGUCUUCACGGCGAGUUUGUACUGAGUCACACGUCUCUGACUCGGCCCUGGGGAAGAAGAAACCCAACAAUGGGGUUUCUCUUUAGUCUCCAGGUGCUUCUCUUUCUCAGUCUCUCUCAAAAACUCUCUGCUCAGCCUCCUCCGACCAAUGUGACUUCUUCUUCUCUCGACGCCCUUCUUCAAGAUUACUCCUUUAGAGCUUUCGUUCGUCCCCGCACCGGAAUUCUCUACGACGCCGCCGCUCCUUCCAAUUUCACCGGGAUCAAACUCGCCGCCAUGAGACUCAGAAGCGGAAGCUUCAGAAAAUACGGAGUAUCCUCCCUCAAAGAGUUCUCAAUUCCGACAGGUGUGGUCGUGAAGCCGUACGUGACAAGGCUCGUUCUUGUCUAUCAGAACCUAGCUAACUACUCUCAGUUCUAUUACCCUCUUCCCGGCUACGACUACGUAGCUCCCGUGCUGGGUCUCCUCGCCUACGACGCCAAGAAUCUCUCCGCCGUUAACUUACCGGAGCUGGAGCUAACGGCGUUAAACGAUCCCAUUAAGAUUGGUUUCGCCGAUCUUGAACGUAUCCCGCAAGGUUCUGGCGCUAAGUGCGUUAGUUUCGAUUCGCGAGGGAAAGCCACUUUCAAGGACUCGGUUCAGAACACGUGCGAGACUGUGAAUCAAGGGCAUUUCUCUGUGGUGGUGAAGUCUGUGGCGUCUGCUCCAUCUCCAAGCGAGGGAAGAAAGAAGAAGAAGGAGGAGAGGUCUGAGGAUAGUGCCAAGACUUGGAUCAUUGUAGGAUCAGUGGUUGGUGGGUUGAUACUAUUGGGGCUGUUGGUGUGUCUUGUUAUGAGGUGUCGGAGUUACAAGAAGGAUGAGAAGAUUAGGGAGAUGGAGAGAGCUGGAGAGGCGGGGGAAGCUCUUAGGAUGACUCAGGUUGGAGAGACGAGAGCACCGACAGCUACUACUACUCGUACACAACCUAUGCUCGAGACUGAAUACGCAGCUUAGAAGAAAACUUUUGAUUGUGGUUUUGUGUACAUCUUCAUUAUUGUUAGAGUUCAGCUUUGAUCCAUCUGUUACUUGUCUUCUGGUAAAGUGUUUUUUUUUCUGAUUAUUAUUUUUUUUUAGUUGUGGUUAGCAAGUUGAUACGGUACAUUCAUCUUGAUUCUCUACGAGUGAUUUUAAGGAAAAUAAGUGUUAUUGUUUGGCCUCUCAAAUCACAACUUUGAUGGAAGAUAUGGAUUGUUUCUGGAACA